AUGAUCGACACGAUCGCAGACCACACACGCGAACGCUUGAACAACAUGACACCGGAAGAACUGGAUGCAAACUCUGUCUUUUUCGCUAAUCAAGCCGAUUCCUUGGACGGAGCUAGGCAGAAACGCAUCUUUGAUCAUAACAGAGUUGUUCUCCCCAUCAUUGAAGGCAAGCUGGCAGCAUCCGGAAUCACGCUGGCUUACAAUGACUUUGGGAAUGAUAUUGGUAAUCAAGCACAAAAGGUGUUCAACAUCGACAAGACCAUUGCUGCCAGCCCCGAUGUGGAUCCUGAGGACGUGAGAAAUGCGCUUCAGAAGGCACUUGACGAGGAAUACGACCCAGACAGAUACUACAACCCAGACGGCAGUCCAGGCACCAAAGCCGCCAUUGAUCACAAGAACGUCAUUUCCAGCUUCACUCAGGCGCUCAAUAAAUCACAAGGUCUCUCCUGUACGUCUGAGUAA
Molecule: messenger RNA, 462 nt
Organism: Pestalotiopsis fici W106-1
Lineage: Eukaryota; Fungi; Ascomycota; Sordariomycetes; Amphisphaeriales; Sporocadaceae
Exons: 2
Coding region: 1-462 (153 amino acids)
Source: RefSeq, a predicted model, not a curated record